Molecule: messenger RNA, 2243 nt
Organism: Anguilla anguilla (European eel)
Lineage: Eukaryota; Metazoa; Chordata; Actinopteri; Anguilliformes; Anguillidae
Product: poly(U)-binding-splicing factor PUF60
Exons: 12
Coding region: 262-1815 (517 amino acids)
Biological process (GO): regulation of alternative mRNA splicing, via spliceosome; alternative mRNA splicing, via spliceosome; mRNA splice site recognition
Cellular component (GO): precatalytic spliceosome; catalytic step 2 spliceosome
Molecular function (GO): RNA binding
Source: RefSeq, a predicted model, not a curated record
CAGCCACUGAACUGGAUACAGCCAAAGAGGAUACAGCCCGAGUGUCUUCUGAGGCACUUCGCGAGAACCUUCAGUCUCGCGAGACUUCGGAAAUUCUUUCCAAUUCUGUUGUGGCCCUGAGACGGUGUGCUUCAUGGCGGUGGCGGUAUCUCCGACUCUAUUUUGAACUGUUAAAGCUCUUCCCAUUAAUUAACUCUCCACGGGUAAAGUGCCUCAGGAGACCCAUCGAAGAGCUGGCUUUAGGGAGGGGAGGCUCUGAAGAUGGAGAAUGGACAGAGCACAGCCUCCAAGCUUGGCCUGCCUCCUCUUACGCCUGAGCAGCAGGAGGCUCUACAGAAGGCGAAGAAGUAUGCCAUGGAGCAGAGCAUAAAGAGCGUGCUGGUGAAGCAGACAAUCGCGCACCAGCAGCAGCAGCUCACCAACCUGCAGAUGGCAGCAGUGACAAUGGGCUUUGGAGAUCCUCUCUCACCUUUACAAUCGGUGGCAGCCCAGCGGCAACGCGCACUCGCCAUCAUGUGCCGGGUGUACGUUGGUUCCAUUUACUACGAGCUUGGGGAGGACACCAUCCGGCAAGCCUUUGCCCCGUUUGGACCCAUCAAGAGCAUCGACAUGUCCUGGGACUCUGUUACUAUGAAGCACAAGGGCUUUGCCUUUGUGGAGUAUGAGGUGCCGGAGGCUGCCCAGCUGGCUUUGGAGCAGAUGAACUCCGUCAUGCUGGGAGGGAGGAACAUCAAGGUGGGGCGGCCAAGUAACAUCGGCCAGGCGCAGCCCAUCAUCGACCAGCUGGCGGAGGAGGCACGCGCCUUCAACCGGAUCUACGUGGCAUCCGUCCACCCCGACCUCUCAGAUGAUGACAUCAAGAGUGUCUUUGAGGCCUUCGGCAAGAUCAAGUCCUGCACAUUGGCCAGGGAUCCUACAACGGGGAAGCACAAGGGCUACGGCUUCAUCGAGUACGACAAGGCCCAGUCGUCCCAAGACGCGGUCUCCUCAAUGAACCUCUUCGACUUGGGUGGCCAGUACCUGCGGGUAGGGAAGGCCGUGACCCCACCCAUGCCCCUGCUGACCCCAACCACCCCCGGCGGCCUGCCCCCCGCCGCAGCCGUGGCUGCCGCUGCCGCCACAGCCAAAAUCACUGCCCAGUUCUUCCAGGAAGCAGUAGCAGGAGCCUCAGUACUGGGGGCGUUGGCCUCGCCUGCCCUGUCACUCGGUCAGCAGCUAAGCCUUCCGCAGGCUGUCAUGGCUGCCCAGGCGCCGGGCGUCAUCACAGGGGUAACUCCGGCGCGACCCACCCUUCCCGUACUGCCCCAGGUUGGGCUGGUAAACCCAGUGCUCGCCUCGCCACCAGUGCUAUCUGUAGCACCUGCCGCAGCUGCACAGGAGGUGAAAAAGGAGGAGGAGGAAGAGGUGUCGGCAGAUGGGACGGGGCAGGAGAUGCUGAGUGAGCAGGAACACAUGAGCAUCUCUGGCAGCAGUGCCAGGCACAUGGUUAUGCAGAAGCUUCUGCGGAAACAGGAGUCAACGGUGAUGGUCUUACGGAACAUGGUGGGCCCAGAAGACAUUGACGACGACCUUGAGGGCGAGGUGACGGAGGAGUGUGGCAAGUUUGGCGCUGUCAAUCGCGUCAUCAUCUACCAGGAGAAACAGGGCGAGGAGGAGGAUGCUGAGAUAAUAGUUAAGAUCUUUGUAGAGUUUUCUAUGGCCUCUGAGAUGAAUAAGGCCAUCCAGGCACUCAACAACCGCUGGUUUGCCGGUCGCAAGGUCAUCGCAGAGGUGUACGACCAGGAGCGCUUUGACAACAGCGACCUCUCUGCAUAAACUGUCUGGAAACACCCCUGACAACCCCUCUCCCCUCCCUCCCCACACCAUCUCUUUUUCCCUUGCUCAAACCCACAGCCGCCAUCACUGCUGCUAGUGAUUCUGGCCGCUCUUUUAAACUGUAAUUAUUUUUGUAUUGAUGUUGAUAUUAAUAUUAUAGUCCCUUUGGGGAUUCGCAAAAUAAACAAGUAGCGCCUCAUGGAUUUUUUUUUUUAUUGUCAGCUACUGUGAAGGACUUGACAUUCAUUUUUUUGUAUUGUUUGCAGGUUUUUUUGUAAUCUAAUUUGAACAAAAAUUCAUCAUUUGGUUAGCCCUCAUUUGUUUUGUUUUUUUAAUGAGUACCAAAGUCAGCUCUUCUAAGGACUCUGACAUCUUGCGACAGAGUUACUGGUUCCAGUUUCCCAGAUAAAUAAAUUCUUCAAAUAUGA